AAGUGAUAGAAAGAAAAUUACUCUAUUACUGUUAUUUCCUAAAACAAGAACGAAGCUGUUCGCGAUUCGCAUCCGCCGCCAAUCUUCGCCCUCCGCUGUCGGCCCCUCCCCAGUCGCCGUCGUUGCCUCAUCCUUUGACUUUUUCCAGUCAAAGAGAUACUCUUUGUCCCUUUUAGAAAAGCACAUACAUCCACCACUGGUUGCCUCAACAUCGGCAUCGACUCUGUUCACCUGACUUUGACAAAAACACCGACAUAAUCAGGAGAGGCAAUCGAGAUCAUUCAAACACCAGGAACAAGUGUAGAGAAUAGUUAAUUUGUCUACCUUUUAUCUCCUGCAAGACUUGUUUGGCUCACUUCCUACCGUCUUUGAUAGUUUGAUCCAUGGCCACCACCCCGGAUAGAGAACCUUGCCCGGACCGUAUCUUUGAUGACAUAGGUGGAGCUUUUGGGAUGGGUGCUAUUGGUGGUGGAACUUUCCAUUUCUUGAAAGGAAUCUACAACUCACCUAAAGGCGAGCGUUUGAUUGGGGGUUCUCAAGCUGUCCGCAUGAAUGCUCCUCGUGUUGGUGGUAGUUUUGCGGUAUGGGGUGGGCUUUUUUCCACAUUUGACUGCACAAUGGUCUACAUGAGGCAGAAAGAGGAUCCUUGGAACUCUAUCAUAGCAGGCGCAGCAGCUGGAGGCUUUCUGCAGAUGCGUCAGGGAAUGCGUGCUGCUUCUCGUUCUGCAUUUUUUGGUGGUGCUUUGCUUGCAUUGAUCGAGGGAGCUGCGAUAAUGGUAAACAAAGUUACGAGUGCACCGCCGAACUCUCCUCCAAUGGAAGAGCCUGUUCCAAAUGUGGCUGGCAUGCCUGGGUACCCCAUGGGGCAACUGCCUGGUCAACCUCCAGUAAAUGUUCAGAGCAUGGACGAAGGAUCUUCUUCGUCUCCAUCAUCUUCUUCAUGGUUUGGAGGCCUCUUUGGCAGAAAGGAGGAUACAGCUCCUAGUGAUGGAAGCGAGACGAAGGUCUUGGAGAGCUUUGAUGCUCCAAAUCCUCCAUCAUUCGAGUACAAAUCAUGAAGAAGGGACUAUCUGUCAGGUUUCAGCAAUGGGAUCUACACGAGCUUGGAGGUUGAUGAAAUGAGGACUUGCAAUUUGUAAUAAAAGCUUCAUUGCUGUUUUGUUGGUAUUGAUCAUCUAGUUUCGCCUCUUUAUAGGCAUUUUGGUAGUAUGAAAUUAAAACGUGCCUUUCAUAUCAGGAACUUCUAUUUAAUUCAUGAAUUAGAUACUUGUAGUUGCCAUAGUUGUUUUGAAGUUAAGACAUGAUAUAGGGCAUGUUGCUCCAUUUUUGUUUACAAAGUUUUGUUGUCGCGUUUCCCA
Molecule: messenger RNA, 1358 nt
Organism: Salvia miltiorrhiza (redroot sage)
Lineage: Eukaryota; Viridiplantae; Streptophyta; Magnoliopsida; Lamiales; Lamiaceae
Product: mitochondrial import inner membrane translocase subunit TIM17-2-like
Exons: 4
Coding region: 384-1058 (224 amino acids)
Biological process (GO): protein import into mitochondrial matrix
Cellular component (GO): mitochondrial inner membrane; TIM23 mitochondrial import inner membrane translocase complex
Molecular function (GO): transmembrane protein transporter activity
Source: RefSeq, a predicted model, not a curated record